This is a messenger RNA of Saccostrea cuccullata (small rock oyster), 1585 nucleotides long. RefSeq lists its product as uncharacterized. The transcript is spliced from 3 exons. Lineage: Eukaryota; Metazoa; Mollusca; Bivalvia; Ostreida; Ostreidae. The record is from RefSeq and is a predicted model, not a curated record. The coding region runs from base 305 to 967 and encodes 220 amino acids.
UCUUUACAGACAACACUAUAUGCGUUCUUCACAGAACAAUACGUCCAAAGAACAACAAAAUCUAAAAGUACAAAAUGGCCAAUAUAUGUUGAAUUCAAAGAAUCCAGCAAAAUGACAUUCCAUUUGGGAUUAUCUACAUCAGAGAAAACUGACCACGUGACUAUAAAAUCUACAUCAGAGAAAAUGAACCGCGUGAGUGGAGGGAGGAUUUUCCACGUGACUGGGAAAUCAUCUUCGGAGAAAACUUACCAAUGGACCAGGAGAUCUACAUCAACAACAGAAUCAUCAACAAUUACAAACGAGAAUGAUCAUUCAAUGUUGGCUUUUUUUACUUUUAAUUGUUUUUAUAGCAAUAUUUUUUAUCGGGGGAGUUUUGUUUUACUUGCGACCAUCACUUAGAUACAGGUGUAAACUAUAUAAGCCUUGUCAUUGGACAGAUGAAUAUUUUGGUAAAUCAACAUUUCAUUCUCAUUUGACUAUAAAUAUUGAAAAAGAUCAUACAAUUGAUACCAUCAAACAGAACAACGAAAGUACAAAGGACAAACACACUUCAGCGAAUCAUUCAGAAAAAUUGGAAGGCAAUGAUGAAAUUCGUCAUGAUCAACAUAGCGGCAGUAGUACUGGAUCUAGCCCAGCUUUGUUAAUAAGAAAAAUAAAAGGUGCGUCGGAUGAUAGGUAUCUGCCAUCACAUAGCCUGUAUGAAAAAAUAUCUUUCCAUGGUGACACUCACAUUUCACAAUUCACGAAGGAGCAAAGCAUUGCGGAUCCUGAUAUGUUUUGGCUACAACAAGAAUUGUGUAAUAAUGAGAAGUGUGAUUUUCUGAAAUCCAGCAGUUCUUUAGAUUUUUCAGAAAUAGACGAAGUUCCAAAAUUUCAAAACCAUUUUCCUCUUUUGCAUAUACAAAAUAGUAACGGGGAAAGAACCAUGGAUUCUUCAAACAAUAAAAAAGCAACGAUACUUUAUUGAUUAAAGAGGAUUUUCUCUGUUGCGAAACCCUUGAAAAGACAGAUAGACCUUACAGUGUUGUAAAGACUAGAAUGUCAAAACAGGAAGAUAUGCUUGGAAAUCAUCAUUUCCCAGACGAAUUCAAACAAAAAUGUCGAACAGAAACAACAAAGCUCUGACUUAGAGAAGAUGGUGAACUGUAGAGAAUAAGGUUAAUGAUACGCUUUUGCACACUGUGGAUGCAUAUUUUUAGGGGGGUUAGUUAUAUGUCCUUAAAUAGACCAUAUUUGUAUCAUGAAUAAUGCUAGUGUUUUAAUAUUACAAAUAAUAUUUUAGUUUUAAUUUCAAGACAUAUUCUGAAUUAUAAAGAAAAAUGAUACUUUUCAAGUGAUACUAUAAUGUUGUAAUUCUGAUGGGAAAGUUGAGCGUUUGUUCGAACGACCCUUUAUGUAUGACAGCAAAUAACAAUUAUUCUUUUCAUAAAGUAUUCAGAUUUUUUUCUGAAAUAUUCUGAAGUAACAGGAACUCGAAUUUCUUUUUUCUUCAUUCAUUCUAAUGAUCAUGAAAAACUGUCACUUACAUAAUAUGAAGGAAAAAUCUAGAGACAGUAACAUCUGUUAUACUGUAGGUCAUCAUAUU